AAAGAAAAACUGUUUAAAUUUGACGUGCAAAAAAUUUGUCAUAUAAAAUUUUAUGUAACUUAACUUGGUAAAUUUUUCGUGACCUGGAACAAAACAAUGGAUAAAAUUGUUACCGAAAAUCUUUUUCUUUUGGAAUUUCUCGUUGACAAAGUGGACAUUCAAUGUAACGAUCCUUGCAUGCCGUGCAUGACUGAAAACAUCUGCGUUUCUGUACAGUUCUUGGAUAAUGCCCCGUUAGAUAUUUGCGAAGACGAUUUUCAAUCAGCAUCUAAAUCAGAAUGUGGUGGUAAAGAAAGUGUCAAAAGCGGAAAGUCCUGUUUGUUUUCACUAACCCCAGAACAAGCUUGUGAUGCCAGUAAACAAUUUGAUGUUUUUGUUAACAUUUAUCAGAAGGCCGAACCGGGCGUACUACCAGACAAAGUACCAAUUGGUUGUUCAUUAAUUUCUAUUGUUAAUUUGUUUAACGAGUUAAUAGAGUCAGUUGCCCAGUCCACAGGUCAAUCCCCUACUGCAAAAACAUUAAAGGACACAUUUGAGAUUCGAGGUCCAACAUGCGAAGUUAUUGGCUGUCUUAGCAUGUACAUUAGGAUGUCAUGCUUUGGAAAGUUGAUCGUUACACAAUUUCAAAUGAAUCUUACCGACAAGACAGUGCUUUUCAAAGAUAAAGAAGGCCAUUCUUUAUACAGAUAUAAAAAGGCAAAGAAGAGCGGAUCAGACGUGUGUUCCAGUCAAAAUGGAAGAGGGUCUGGAGCAAGACGUGGACCCUCAAAUCCAAACUGCCCUCGCACUCCUUGUUUUGGCGGUGGCGGAGGAGGUAGCUGUCCUGGAGGAGGAAGUUACGGCGGAGGAGGAGGCUAUGGUGGGGGAGGAGGCUGCGGUGGAGCAGGAGGAAGUUAUGGAGGAGGGGGUGGUGGUUGUAAUGGAAAUCAGCAAUAUGAUACACCAUGCAAUGAAUGUGGUAGAAUGGGUGGACCUGAGCCUCCACCUUGUGGUUAUCCGAUGGGCAACCAAUACGGUGCUAUGCAACAGUAUACAGGAGGCGCCAUGGCACCUCAAUUCGAUGAUCCUCCAGGAAAUUACGAGGAAAUCGGUGCCUCUAUGGGUGGUAAUAAGCUUACUUUGCGAGUACAUAAAGACAACAAAAUCGAGCAAGUUGGAGAAUGUGCUGAUUCGGGCAGUUGCGCUUGUACAGUGGAAAAUAUAGGAAAAGGGGUUACAGGAAACGUCCAAGUAAGCCCGUGUCAAGGCGGUGGGGGAAACCAAAUGGCUAUGUCGCCCGCUGCCAACAAUCGUCCUUUUGACUUUAAUGUAGGAGCAUGUGGCGGGGGUGGUGCACAAAAUGCGGGAGGCAUGGGACCUCCCAUGUGUACCGACAAAAACGGAGCCCAAAAUGCAAACUUAACGGAUCCGAACAAGGAAGUUUUCAUCUUGAGAAUAGGGAAAAAAACUGAAGGCGCGAACAAGAAGAAUAAUUUGGAAUUAGAAUUAUGUACACCAAAAGGACCCGAAUUGAAACCUCCACCUCAGAAAUGUUCUAGAGAUACCCAAUUUGAUCCGGCGCUUUCUGGGACAGAGAAGAAAGGCAAAGGUGGAAAAGGAGGAAAAGGCGGAAAGAAAGGUGGCAAGGGCAAAGGCAAAGGCGGCGGCGAUGAUGACAGUGACGGCGAAGGUGGUAAAGGUAAGAAAGGUAAAGGCGAUGAUGAAUCUGGAGGAAAAGGUGGGAAAGGCGGAAAAGGAGAUGGUAAAGGUAAAGACAAAGAAGCAGGAUUUGGUGGUCCACCUCCUAACCUUGGACCCCGUAAACCAUCUCGUGAUUUGGAUGAUAGUUGUGCAGUAACUUGUUUCAGUAGCUGUUACACGCCAUCGUGUUGCCAGUGUUCAUACCCUAUUUGUUGCUACGAUGUGUGCAAUGCUUGUGGAAAGUGUUGCAGAUGAGUUCUCCAAUGCAUUUGUCUUUUUUUUUACGGUCACGAAUCUUGUUUCGGCAAAUAAUUUCAUGUUUGUUGUUUUGUUCAGUGGUUUUGAGUGAUCGUUUUUUAUUCACGGUGUUUGUUUUUUUUUGUUAAAUUUGAUUUUUACUAGGGUACUAUUGUAAUCCUGUAUGUCCUGCUCGUGGUAGGUAAUAUCGAUUUUCUACGAAUCUUAUAAUAUUUUAUGUUUCUUUUUUUUUUGUAAAGCUGUAUAUUGUCUCUUCCCUUUCAUGAUGAGUCUUACUUAUUAAAACUGGCAAUAAUUUUU
Agrilus planipennis (emerald ash borer) is the source of this 2238-nucleotide messenger RNA. RefSeq names its product loricrin-like. Gene Ontology annotation, biological process: cytoplasmic microtubule organization; positive regulation of cytokinesis; mitotic spindle midzone assembly. Gene Ontology annotation, cellular component: mitotic spindle pole; mitotic spindle midzone; cytoplasmic microtubule. The transcript is spliced from 4 exons. Gene Ontology annotation, molecular function: microtubule binding. The record is from RefSeq and is a predicted model, not a curated record. Lineage: Eukaryota; Metazoa; Arthropoda; Insecta; Coleoptera; Buprestidae. Bases 97 to 1935 code for a protein of 612 amino acids.